Molecule: messenger RNA, 222 nt
Organism: Ostertagia ostertagi
Lineage: Eukaryota; Metazoa; Nematoda; Chromadorea; Rhabditida; Trichostrongylidae
Source: the annotation of a GenBank genome assembly
AUGUGUGAUCAGCCGAAGAACUCCAAACAAGCUAUAACGCAAAGAAGCAGAGAUUCGGAGGAUCGAGACGCGGAGGGCUCCGGAUAUCCGUUUUCCCUCUACAAAGCAAUGUCCAGCAAGGUUGAUUUGCUUCGAGCUCGAUUCUCCUCAGAAAAAGUGCUAAGUGUGACGAAUGGAACUCCUAUCAAGGCAUACCUCCUGCCUAGUACUGACGCCCAUCAG